GCAAUCGGGUGGGAUUUUUUUCCUGCCCUUUCCACGCGGUGCGGGGCAACGCGCGGCGUAUUUACUGACGGGAACGAGAACGAUUACCGGCGGCAUUUAUCGUUUCCGAAUCAGAAUUUGACCAGUUAUCGUUCUCAUUUGCUUAAUUACACUGCACGCGGCCGGAUAAAGAUUUUGUUAUAAUAUUUUUUGGAUUGAGCGGCCGCUGUGAAGCGUUGUUGCUGCUUAUAUAUUGGAUAUCCUGUAAAUAUGUCCGCAUUAUCCGCACUAUUCCUCAUAACCCUGGGCCUGACGGCGAGGUCAUGCGUGGGUCAGUUGAACUACGGCUACAACGCCCAGUACAACGACGACAGCUACCUGCAGCCGAGUAUGCGCUACGGCGCCUACAACGCCAACUACAAGCAGCCUAACUACCGCGCCGCCAACGACUACACCCUGGACAGCUACAACCGCGGCCGCUCCGGCGCCGGCUCCUACGCCAACGACCGCUACAACGCGCCGCGCUACGGCUACGACCGCGACAGCAACUACAACUACCGCGACCGCUACGACGACUACAGCGACCGCUACAGCUCGCGCUACAAGAACCGCAACCGCUACGACUACGAUUACACGAUCAAGCCCACCACCUGCAGCGCCACCACCGUCACCGCCUCGCCCUCCUGCGUGACCUCCUCGACGAAGGUCACCGUGUCGUACGUGGGCGCCGUGUGCUUCCAGACGACGACGACCACCAGCAGCGGCAACACCCAGGCGUCGACCGUCUCCAGUAUCGCCGGCACCCGGGGCAGCUGCAGCCCGGUGGAGUACCUGCCCUACACGUCCAAACAGUCCUCCGACACGCCCGGCACCGUGCCCUGCUACACCACCACCCUGGCCAGUACCAUCUACAAAAAGGUCACCUGCACCUUCAGCGUCCAGAUGACGUCCUUCUCCAAUGUGGACACCGCCGGCGCCAUCGCCACCGACAAGACCCGCGAUCCCGUCUUCGCCACCGACAGCACCUGCUACUACAAGGGCGAGCGGCUGCGGACGCUCGGCACCGGCACCGGCGACGACGACUGAGACCGCCGAAUGUGACCGUGCCGUGCAUUACGGUUCUCCUUUGUAUCUAUGUACUGGUUUUAGACGAUCUGCUGUAUUAUGUGAAUGUGACGACUGUUGUAUUGACUGCCUGAAAUCGGCCUGUAAUGAGGUGACGUAAUUGUGUAUACUGCGACCGGAAGACUCGAUGAAAUCCUUAUGUCGUUACCACAAUAUAUUAUUAUUAUUAUUAUUAUUAUUAUUAUUAUUAUAUGUUUGGACAUGUACAUAAUACGGUACCUGUAGCUCCUCUUA
Paramacrobiotus metropolitanus is the source of this 1338-nucleotide messenger RNA. RefSeq lists its product as uncharacterized. The record is from RefSeq and is a predicted model, not a curated record. The transcript is spliced from 2 exons. The coding region runs from base 250 to 1065 and encodes 271 amino acids. NCBI's taxonomy places the organism in Eukaryota, Metazoa, Tardigrada, Eutardigrada, Parachela, Macrobiotidae.